This is a messenger RNA of Letharia lupina, 2688 nucleotides long. RefSeq lists its product as uncharacterized. Lineage: Eukaryota; Fungi; Ascomycota; Lecanoromycetes; Lecanorales; Parmeliaceae. Gene Ontology annotation, molecular function: mismatched DNA binding; ATP-dependent DNA damage sensor activity; ATP binding. The coding region runs from base 1 to 2688 and encodes 895 amino acids. Gene Ontology annotation, cellular component: nucleus. The transcript has 6 exons. The record is from RefSeq and is a predicted model, not a curated record. Gene Ontology annotation, biological process: mismatch repair; reciprocal meiotic recombination.
AUGGCGGCCAGUAGUCGUCCAUCCACAUCUUAUACUUCUGCUACCACAUCUUAUCCAUCACGCCCGUAUGAUGAAAGUACUACCCCUCGUCCAAGCACAAGCAUGAGCAGGGCUACCACUAGUCGACCGCGGACUGGUAGACCUAGAACAGCUGCCUCGACCAUUGGUGGGGAUCAGCAGAUCAUCUGCGCUAUCAGCGAAUCCAGAGGACUUUCUCCUAUCGUCGGCUUGGCCUUUGUCAACAUAUCUACUACUGAAGCUGUUCUCUGUCAAAUAUCAGACAACCAGACUUAUGUCAAGACCAUACAUAAGCUUGCUUGUCUCGAGCCAACUGAAGUCCUUGUCAUGAUUACUGCCGCACAGCCUAAGUCAAAGCUUUACUCUGUCAUUGAAGGCGACCUUCCCCACAUCCGCAUCAGCCCAAUAGAUAGAAAGUACUGGGCUGAGACGACAGGGAUGGAAUACAUUCAACAGUUGGCAAUGAAGCAGGAUCUGGAAGCUCUCAAAGUUGCUAUUGAAGGCAACUAUUACGCAAUUUGCUGUAUCGCUGCCGUGCUCAAAUACAUUGAGCUCAGCCUCUUGUACUCCUUCCCUUUCCAUUCUCUUCGCAUCACAUACCAGCCGGCUGAUGGCGCGAUGAUGACCGAUCUUUCAACCAUUCACGCAUUAGAGCUUAUUCAGAACCUGCAGAAUGCCAGAUCGAAAGAUUGUUUGUUUGGUCUGCUAAACCAGACCCAGACGGCUAUGGGCGCUCGAGUCCUUAAGAGCAGUGUUCUCCAACCGUCCACAAGUGCCGCCUACUUGACGAAACGCUAUGAUGCCUUGGAGGAGUUGACCACGAGAGAAGACGUUUUCUUCGCUGUUCGACAAGGCAUGACGAUAAUUCUCGAUAGCACAUUGACCAUCACCCUGAUCCCUACGAAACCCUCCAUUCAGCACUCAGAGCAAUCAAUUAACAAUGUCAUCUCACUUAAGCAAUACGUGAAGUCGAUUCCUCCGAUUUACGAAGCACUGGAAACUACAAGAAGCGAACUGCUAGUGGGAAUAUACGAGUUGUGCUCUCCUGCAAAUUAUACCGACGUGCAAGCCAUGAUCGAUGACACCAUCAAUGAAGAUAUUACAUACCAGGUUCAACCUCUGGACUUACGUAACCAGAGGACAUAUGCAGUGAAGUCAGGAGUCAACGGCCUUCUUGACGUUGCAAGACAGACGUACAAAGAGGCGAACGCGGACGCUUACCAGCUCGUCACAGGUUUGGGUGAAACCCAUGAGAUAGCUCUUGAGAUGAAGUACGACACCGCCAGGCAGUACUACAUCCGCAUCGCUGCAUCGGAGAUAGAGGACCGCAACCUGCCAGAUGUUUUCAUUAACGUCUUCAAAAAGAGGAACAUGAUUGAGUGUCAGACCCUGGAUCUCCUUAAGUGGAACCAGAAAAUAAUGGACUCUCACCAUGAGGUGCUUCAACUGAGCGAUCGAAGCAUACAAGAAUUUAUCCAGAAUCUCCGUGCGGAGAUCGCGCCUCUGUUCAAGAUCAGCGAUGCUAUUGCACUCCUCGAUGUCACUGCUUCUUUCGCGCAGUUGGUAACCACCCAGGACUACUGCAGGCCCGAAUUGACUCGCACCCUCGCUAUCAAGAGUGGAAGACACCCUAUCCGAGAGAAGAUACAUAAAGAGAAGUAUGUCCCCAAUGACGCAUAUGCCACACGGCAAAGCAGGUUCCAGAUCAUCACGGGCUGCAACAUGAGCGGAAAAAGUACCUACAUCCGAUCAAUCGCUCUAAUGGCUGUUAUGACUCAGAUAGGAUGCUUUGUACCGGCUUCCUAUGCAUCCUUCCCAAUCUUCCACCAGCUCUUCGCCCGCAUCUCAAUGGACGACAGCAUCGAAGCGAAUGUCUCCACCUUUGCGGCCGAAAUGCGCGAGACAGCUUUCAUCCUCCGUAACAUCGAUGCUCGAAGCAUGGUCAUUGUCGACGAGCUUGGUCGAGGUACCAGCACUCGGGACGGUCUCUCCAUCGCCAUCGCUGUCGCAGAGGCUUUGGUGGAGAGUGGGGCCUUCGUCUGGUUCGCCACUCACUUCCGCGACCUGGCAAAGAUCCUUGCCGAGCGCAGUGGCGUCGUCAAUUUCCACCUCUCCGUGGACAUGAGCGAAGCAGAUCAGAUGAAGAUGCUAUACAAGGUUGCCAGCGGUGCGGUCCAAGAAGAGCAUUACGGUCUUGCACUCGCCAAAGUCGUCGAUCUGCCUCCAGAUGUCCUGCGUGUCGCGGAGCAGGUUUCCAAGAAGCUGACGUCGAACAUGGAGAAGCGCAAGAAGAACUCCAAGACUCUAGCACUGGUCAGGCGCCGGAAGCUGAUCCUCAGUUUACGCGAACAACUCAUACAGGCACACGAAGGGAAUAUGAACGGCAAGGUGCUGGCCACCUGGAUGCAGAAACUACAGGACGAAUUCGUGAACCGCAUGGCCGCUAUUGACGCGGAUGCUGCUUCAGCGGCGGACGAGAGCGAGGAGGAAUCGGACACUGGGACCGAGGUCGAGGCUGAAGCCCGGACAGAAAGUGAGGCGGAGGACCGCUCCGUGAGCCAUGGUGGAGGUACCCGGCCGGAAGAACCAGCCGAGAGCAUGGAAUGGAGCCCCGAGCCGCGCUUCGAAAUGACGGGUGCUCUCCAGUCCGAAACGGGGGAUGAGAGUUAG